AUGAGAGAAGCCCUCGGUAUGCCUACCUCAGUUCUCGGCGCGUCUCUGUGCUCAACUAGUGGUCCACCUUUCUGGAGUGCUCUAUUUCAGUACCCGUCAUUUGAUGUCUCGUACGAAUCCGGCAUUGAUUGGGUGCCGAGGUUUGAUGCGUCGAUCGAGGUGUUUGGAGAACACAAGACCGUUAAGGUCGUUUUUGAUACCCCGUACAUCAAGGGUCUACCGACAACCAUGCACAUCCGUGAGAAGCUUGAAGACGGGAUGUAUAGAGAGUCAGUUAUUCGGAGGACAUAUGAAGACGCAUACACCUUGGAGAUGAAGGAACUUUAUGCAUUUGCUGCAAUGGGGAAGACAGCUAAAACGACGGCUGCUGAUGCCCGGCAGGAUUUAGAGAUAUUCGGUAUGAUUAUGAAGGCUGGACAGGCGGGUUUGGAAUGUAACUAA
Messenger RNA from Pseudogymnoascus destructans, 441 nucleotides. RefSeq lists its product as uncharacterized. The coding region runs from base 1 to 441 and encodes 146 amino acids. The record is from RefSeq and is a predicted model, not a curated record. The transcript has 2 exons. Lineage: Eukaryota; Fungi; Ascomycota; Leotiomycetes; Thelebolales; Thelebolaceae.